GACCUUCUGGGCCCCUCCCCCACGCGGGUCCCGGCCGCCCGCGCCGCCAACGUCGCCUUCGCCUUCCUGCGCUUCCGGAGCCUCGUCCGGGGGGGGUCCCUGCCCCCCGUGAGCCCCCCGAAAUGGGGAGGGGUGGGGGACCACCUGAGGCAUUUUGGGGGGGGGUCUCACCUGGCCGUGCUUUUUGGGGGGCGCCUCUUCCGGGUGCCCCUCAGGGCGGGCGGGGGGCGGCCCCUGAGCCCCCCCGAGCUCCAGGGGCAGUUCCAGAAGGUUCUGGAGCAAAAAGGGGAGGGGGGACCCCCCCCCGAGACCCCCGCGGUGCUGACGGCCGGGGACAGGUGCCCCUGGGCGCGGGCGCGGGCGCUGCUGGUGGCCGGGGGGGGUCCCAGCCUGGCGGCCCUGGGGGUCCUCGAGGACGCCCCCUUCGUCGUCGCCUUCGACCCCUCCCCCAACGGGGACCCUCCCCAAAAUGGGGACCCCCCCAAAAACGGGGAACCCCCCCCCGAGGAGCGAGACCCCCCCCAGGAUGGGGACCUGGACAACGAGGCCAAGGCGCUGCUGCUGGGACCCCCCCACAACCGGUGGUUCGACAAGUCGCUGACGUUGGUCGUGUUCCCCUCGGGGCGCGUCGGGCUCAGCGUGGAGCACUCGUGGGGAGACCCCCCCGUGGCUGGGCACCUCUGGGAGUUUGCACUGGCCCUGGACCGGUCCCUGGGCUACGACGAGUCCGGGAGCUGCCUCGGGGCAGAGCAGGGCAGGACCCCCGAGCCCCCCCAGGAGCUGCACUGGGACCUCCCCCCGCAGGUUUCGGGGGUGCUGCCCCAGGCCCGGGAGCAGUUCCAGGCCAUGGCUGAGGGGCUCCAGCUCCACGUGGUGUCGGUUGAAGCCCCCCCGGGACCCCCUGGGACCCCCGAGAGCUCCCAGGAGCUGCUGCCGCUGGCACUGGAGCUGGCGCUGGUCAGGGAGCGCGGCCCUGCCCUCACGUAUGAGCCGAUCCCGACGCGCCUUUUCCUCGAGGGCCGCGCUGACGGCGCACGCGGUGUGGGGCGCCCCCUGCUGGAGCUGGAGCGUGCCCUGAGGGACCCCCAAAUCCCCCGGGGGCGCCGGCAGGUGCUGCUGGAGGCGGCGCUGGCGCAGGCGCGGGGGCGGCGCCGGGCGGCCAUGACGGGGGCGGGGCUGGAGCGGCACCUGCAGGCGCUGGCGGCCGUGGCCAAUCAGAUGCAGCUCCGCCCACCCUUCCUCACAGAGGUCCUGGGGCAGCCUUGGGCUCUGGCCUUUAGCCCCGCCCCUCGGCCACACCCCCCACUGCUGCCCCACCCCCUGCGGCCUGCGGGGGGCGGCUUCAACCCGCCCCACCAGGACGGGUACGGGGUUUCCUUCACCGGGGGAGGGGACGCCGGCCCCGUCCUCGUGCACAUCUCCUGCAGGGAGGGGUCCCCAAAAACGGACCCCCGGCGGUUCUCAUGGUGGGACCCCACUGGGGCCACUGGAACCGCCCGACCGCCAUCGUCCGUCACGUGA
Molecule: messenger RNA, 1521 nt
Organism: Onychostruthus taczanowskii (white-rumped snowfinch)
Lineage: Eukaryota; Metazoa; Chordata; Aves; Passeriformes; Passeridae
Product: carnitine O-palmitoyltransferase 1, brain isoform-like
Exons: 12
Biological process (GO): fatty acid metabolic process; carnitine metabolic process
Cellular component (GO): mitochondrion
Molecular function (GO): carnitine O-palmitoyltransferase activity
Source: RefSeq, a predicted model, not a curated record